Paramisgurnus dabryanus is the source of this 1564-nucleotide messenger RNA. It is a transcript of the gene prlh2r, whose product is annotated as prolactin releasing hormone 2 receptor. Gene Ontology annotation, molecular function: neuropeptide binding; neuropeptide Y receptor activity. Gene Ontology annotation, biological process: G protein-coupled receptor signaling pathway. The record is from RefSeq and is a predicted model, not a curated record. Gene Ontology annotation, cellular component: neuron projection; plasma membrane. Lineage: Eukaryota; Metazoa; Chordata; Actinopteri; Cypriniformes; Cobitidae.
UGGUGAACACUUUAUUAGCUCACUUUUUUUACUGGGCUUACUUAUUUUUACACAAUUUCCAUUGUGACCAAAUCAUUUACACGAUUUUAAGAAAAAAACAAACUUACCAUGUCUAUUUGUUUGAAACAGGUAACAGCUUGUUGCAUGACAAACAUGGACUAUAUCUAUAACGAAACCUGGAACAACAGAACCAAAGAUGCGUUAUCCUCAUCAUUCACUGGACUCCAGCUUCUGAUGGAUCUUAGACCUCUCUUCAUACCUCUUUAUGCCAUGCUGGUCCUCGUAGCUGUCUCUGGAAACCUCCUCCUCCUCAUCUUCAUCGGCCUGAACAAGAAACUUCACAGCACUACAAAUUUCCUGAUUGGAAACCUGGCCCUGGUUGACCUAGUGAUGUGCCUGUCCUGCGUUCCUCUGACCGCCUUUUACGCCUUUGAUGAGCGCGGUUGGAUUUUCGGCCGGUUUAUGUGCCACUUUGUUACUCUCAUGCAAACGGCGACUGUGUUUGCCGCGGUUUUAUCUCUGACUGCUAUUGCAGUGGACCGUUAUGUAGUGGUCGCCUACCCUAUUAGGCGGCGUGGAGGUCGAUGUUUCUGCACAUGUCUGGUGUUCAGCACAUGGCUAUGCGCUUUGGCAAUGUCCACCCCUACUGCUCUACACACCGUGUACCUGGAUCUGAGCGCGGCGGGCCACGAAAUGAUUAUCUGUGAGGAGUUCUGGACCGGGCAUGAGCUCGGUCGCCUAAUAUAUUCCUGUUUUUUCCUGCUCCUCUCCUAUUUCGUUCCUCUAGCAGCGGUUUCCAUCUCCUAUUGUGCCAUUUCUUGCCACCUGCAGCACAGAGCUACACCUCGGCUAAUGGCCGCCACGCCCUCCAACCAGGAAAAGUGGGGACGCAGGAGGCGCAAGACGUUCCGACUACUGCUGGUGUCCGUUCUUUCGUUCGCCUUCUCCUGGCUCCCGCUGCAGGUGGUGAAUCUCAUCCGUGACCUCGACACAGACUUUGCCAUCUUGAACAAGAAUCACGUCAAUGUUGUUCAGGUGUCGUGCCACCUGUUAGCCAUGAGCUCAGCCUGCUACAACCCCUUCAUCUACGCCUCCCUGCACAACAAAUUCCUGCUGUAUCUUUGUCAGAACAUAUUUCAAAGAAGACCUCAUCACACCCAGAGCAGCCUCACAACCUCGAGCCGUAUGAUCCGCGUACGUACUUCCAGUACUCUUGCUGACAUCCCCAUGGCCAUUAGCAAGAUCUCACAAGACUGAACCCUAACUGAGAAUCUGAGAAAAGGUGUAGAUCUGCAGGUGUGGGACUGAAGACAGAGUCUGUAUAGCUCAACUGGCAUGAAUUGACAUUAACAACCUCUGAAUCAUGGUAAAAGGUGCGAAAGUUGUCACUGGGAAGGUGCCCUUUAAAAAUACAACUUUGUAACUACACUCUUAAAAUUAAAGGUGCUUCGUGAUGCCAUCGAAUAACCAUUUUGGCUGAAUGGUUUCAUAAAGAACCUUUAACUUCUGAACAACACUAGCUGGAUUUUCAUCCAAACGUGAAGCAAAUCUUUUUAAAAUGAGC